AAGUCCAGACAACUUUGAGGGCGUGUUCAAAUUGAAUAAACAUAAAUGUCACGUGAUGAGUGGAACACAGAAAAACGUUAAUAUUGCAACACAUGACUCGAGGUGCCACGCCCCCUCGGUUCUGCAGCCGAGCGUCCUCGGACGUAAACACAGCACAAGACCCAAGAUGGCGCCUCAGCCGGUGUUCCGCGCGGCCCUGCUCGUGCUGCUCUCGGUGUUCCUCACCGUGCUGCUCGGGGUCGGGCUCCCGGCGCUGCUCAACGGGCUCACGCGGCUGGUCGGUUUACCGCAGACCAGCGUCACCGAGUGUGUGGUGGGUCUGUACUUCGUCUUCGUGCUGUCGAUCGCGACGCCUCGGAUCCCCAGAGGAGUGGAGGAGGCGAACGGUAAAGCCGUGUUCAUCACAGGCUGUGACAGUGGAUUUGGUCACUCGCUCGCCAAACAUCUGCACAGGCUGGGCUUCACCGUCUUCGCUGGAUGUUUCCUGAAGGAUGAAGAUGGGGAAGGAGCGAAGGAGCUUGAGGAAUUUCACUCCGAUCGCAUGAAGGUCGUCCAGCUGGACGUGUGCAGCGAGGAGCAGGUGAACCAGGCUGUUGAAUUUAUCAAAGAGAACCUGGAGGAUUCUGAAAGAGGUCUGUGGGCCGUGGUGAACAACGCCGGGGUGUCAACCUUCGGAGAGGUGGAGUUUACCUCCGUGGACACCUACAAGCAGGUGUCAGAGGUCAACCUGUGGGGAACCAUCAGGGUCACCAAAGCUGUUCUGCCGUUAAUCCGCAGGGCCAAAGGUCGUGUGGUGAACCUGGCCAGCAUGUACGGCAGGAUGGGAAAUGUCAUGCGGUCUCCCUACUGCGUGUCUAAAUAUGGCGUGGAGGCCUUUUCUGACUGCCUGCGCUAUGAGAUGAAAACCUGGGGAGUCAAAGUUUCCAUCAUUGAACCCGGAAACUUCAUCGUGGCCACCGGCAUCCUGACCCGCGACAUCGUGGCCAGCACGGCCGACAAGCUGUGGAGCGAGGCCCCGUCCAGCGUGAAGGACGACUACGGGAAGGCCCACUUCGAGAAACACAUGGCUCAGAUGCGCUCUUACUGCAGCAGCGGACUGAAGGACGUGGCCCCCGUCUUGGACGACAUCACCGACGCCAUCAUGUCCAAACACCCGUACGCGCGUUACACUCCGUCAGAGCCACACUGGUGGAUCAGAGUGCAGCUAAUGACCCACCUGCCCACCGCCGUGUCCGACCUGCUCUACUUCUGAAGGAGAGGCCGCUCCUGUGUUUCCUGUCUGUCAUGUCCUCAGAUCACAUAUCACAGCUGAUUCUCAAACCGUGUAGCAAGACUCAGAUCUACAGACUCUGCUGUCUAUUCAUCAGCACUUUAAAUCAUUCACCGAUCAAGCCUUAAAACAAAAUGUUUUAAACUCUGAGAUUGCACUUUUGUACAUGUUACAAAUACUACAGAUUUAUCUAUGCAGAUACAUUCAGAGAUAAGUAGUAACUACUUGAUGUCACACACUUACGUACAUUUGCUCGAAUGUUUUCUUUCUAAAAACAAAUACUUCUCUCCUAUCUUUUAUUUUUCCUGCUUCUUGUUUUUGUUUGGCCUCAUGGGAAUCUUCUGGUGGAGCAGCUGAGAAGGCCUCCGCUGUUCUGUUGUGUCUGUGGCCGGAACAAACCAAGGUCAGCUACUGUAACAGUGUGUGGUGAGAUUUGGCUCCACUCGCCACCCAAGUUACGUAACGGCAACACAAGCCCACUUUGUCUCACAUGCUUGACUCGAUCCUGGACAGUUUGUUUGACAGAUGUGAUUAAUGAACAUGCGUAAUUCUUCUUGGCGGGAAUUAUUUUGUAUUUCAAAUAUCAUGUAUCAAUGAAUAGAGCAUUUUAUUUUUGGGAUGAUCUUAAUCCUAGUUUCACUUUUCAAUUAAUGAUUUGAAAUAAAGUGACCAGAUUAUAACAGUG
This is a messenger RNA of Paralichthys olivaceus (Japanese flounder), 1955 nucleotides long. It is a transcript of the gene bdh1, whose product is annotated as 3-hydroxybutyrate dehydrogenase, type 1. Gene Ontology annotation, cellular component: intracellular membrane-bounded organelle. NCBI's taxonomy places the organism in Eukaryota, Metazoa, Chordata, Actinopteri, Pleuronectiformes, Paralichthyidae. The record is from RefSeq and is a predicted model, not a curated record. Gene Ontology annotation, biological process: steroid metabolic process. Gene Ontology annotation, molecular function: oxidoreductase activity.